AUGAAGAGCGACUCUUCUUCAUCCCGCGGGCUUAGGCCCCCAGCGUCGCGCGGGUUCUGCGGCUUAGCCACAAUCCACGCCUUGUUUAUCGGGUUUACUACCCGACGUUGGCAACAGCGUCCCGCACGGCGGCGCUUUUUUGUCCCGACUGUGGCCUACGACGGCCGUUGCAAGAUGCGCGAUUGGUUUCUGGCGGGAAAGCGCAGUGCAACAGCACGACAACCAGCCGCGGUGUGGAAACGUUUCAAACACAAACCAGGCUGGAGCGUAUGCAACGUUGCCGCCCGCCGUUGGCAAACGUCAUCCCCUCGCGCCAGUUUUCCCCGCCGCUUCGUAGUUGCCUCCGCGGGCGGCCGCGUGGGGGCUCAAAAGCCGCGGGCGACGGCGAGCUCACUUUGA
Chondrus crispus (carragheen) is the source of this 399-nucleotide messenger RNA. RefSeq lists its product as hypothetical. The coding region runs from base 1 to 399 and encodes 132 amino acids. The record is from RefSeq and is a predicted model, not a curated record. NCBI's taxonomy places the organism in Eukaryota, Rhodophyta, Florideophyceae, Gigartinales, Gigartinaceae. The transcript has a single exon.